AUCUGCAUAUUGAACAGUACCGACUAAAAAUGGCUAGCCGGAGGAUCGGGUUCAUAGAAAAGCUAGCUGCUAGAUCCUUUCAGGCAAGCUUGGGUUCAAAUCCUCAUCAUGUAGCUCAACUGCCACGAUUUGCUGCAUGCACGUUGCCAGAGGUGCAGCAGCGGAGAUACCUCAAUGUGCAUGAGCAUGUCAGCUUCUCAGUGUUGCAGAAGAACAACAUCCCAGUUCCUGGCUUUGGUGUGGCUUCCACUGAAGAAGAGGCUAGGGAGAUAGCUACCUCUCUUGACUCAACUGAUGUUGUAGUCAAGGCACAGGUGCUUGCUGGAGGCCGUGGCAAAGGCUAUUUCAAGGGAGGCCUGAAGGGUGGUGUGAAGCUUGUCUUCAGUGCUGAUGAGGCUGCUGCUGUUGCUGGUCAGAUGAUUGGAGACAUGCUGGUGACAAAACAGACAGGCAAGAAGGGCAUCCCGUGCAACAAGGUGCUUGUCUGUGAAAGAAAGUUCCCACGUCGAGAGUUCUACAUUGCCAUCAUGCUUGAGCGGGCAUUUGGGGGGCCUGUGAUCAUCGCUUCGGCUCAGGGCGGCAUCAACAUAGAAGAAGUUGCUGCUGAAGAUCCUGAUGCCAUUUUCAAAUUCCCUGUCGAUAUUGUAGAAGGUAUUACGGACGAAAUCGCUGAAAACAUUGCCAAAAAACUAGGACUGGAGAAUCGUAUGGCAGAAACGGUCGCCGUUAUCAAGAAUCUUUACAAUGCUUUUAUCACUCACGAUGCUUCUAUGAUUGAAAUCAACCCAUAUGCCGAAGACACAUAUGGCAAAAUGUACGCACUUGAUGCCAAGAUGCGUUUUGACGACAACGCCUGGUUCCGUCAGGAGGAGAUUUUCAGCCAGCGGGAUGACUCUCAGGAGGAUGCCAAGGAGGUUGAGGCGGCCAAAUAUAACCUUAAUUACAUUGCUCUGGACGGUAGUAUUGGAUGUCUUGUGAACGGCGCUGGUCUGGCCAUGGCCACGAUGGAUAUCAUCAAGCUGCACGGCGGCGCUCCCGCUAAUUUUUUGGACGUUGGCGGCGGUGCCUCAGCCGAGCAGGUCAAAGAAGCUUUCAAAAUCAUCACCGCAGACCCUCAGGUUCAUGCCAUUAUGGUGAACAUCUUCGGGGGCAUCAUGCGCUGUGACGUGAUCGCCCAAGGCGUCAUUGCGGCGGCAGAGGAGCUGUCCCUGAAGAUCCCGAUAGUGGUGCGCCUGCAGGGCACCAACGUGGACGACGCCAAGGCGCUCAUUGCGCUCUCUAACCUGCGCAUCCUGGCCUGCGACAACCUCGAUGAUGCCGCCAAGAUGGCAGUCAAGCUCGCCCAAAUUAUUACCAUGGCUAAGAGUGCCAACAUCGAUGUCAAUUUUGAAAUACCUGUUUGAAUGCUCGUGCUAGAUUGCCUAAAAGGUUCACAAACGGCGGUGAUAUUGACAUCAAUCAAUCUAAAAUUCAUAAUUUAUCAUAGUCAACUCAAAGGAAUAA
Messenger RNA from Hyalella azteca, 1503 nucleotides. RefSeq names its product succinate--CoA ligase [ADP-forming] subunit beta, mitochondrial (gene ScsbetaA). Gene Ontology annotation, molecular function: metal ion binding; succinate-CoA ligase (ADP-forming) activity; ATP binding. NCBI's taxonomy places the organism in Eukaryota, Metazoa, Arthropoda, Malacostraca, Amphipoda, Hyalellidae. The coding region runs from base 30 to 1403 and encodes 457 amino acids. The transcript is spliced from 9 exons. The record is from RefSeq and is a predicted model, not a curated record. Gene Ontology annotation, biological process: succinyl-CoA metabolic process; tricarboxylic acid cycle. Gene Ontology annotation, cellular component: succinate-CoA ligase complex; mitochondrion.